Molecule: messenger RNA, 1245 nt
Organism: Gavialis gangeticus (Gharial)
Lineage: Eukaryota; Metazoa; Chordata; Crocodylia; Gavialidae
Product: UDP-glucuronosyltransferase 2B4-like
Molecular function (GO): UDP-glycosyltransferase activity
Source: RefSeq, a predicted model, not a curated record
AUGUCUGGAAGAUGGGUUUCAGCACUUUUCCUGCUUGUGGCAUCCUGUUUGGGUUUAGGGUCCUGUGGGAAGGUUCAGGUCUGGCCAGCUGACAACAGCCACUGGAUUGAUAUUAAGUCCUUUUUGCAAGAACUCACAGACCAUGAAGGCACUGUCACCUUGUGGCCCUGCUUUCAGACUGUUGAUCCGACUAAGCCUUCCCCUUUCAGCUUUGAGAUGAUUAUGGUGCCAAUCACCAAGGAGGAAAUGAGAUCCCUAACAGAAGACUUCCUCCAGCUGCACCACUGCAAAAUGUCUAGGGUUUCCUAUUGGGGCUACUUUUCCAGGCUGUUUGACAUUACAACAAAGUUCAUAUCCAGAAGCAAACUGAUUUGUGAUGAGCUCACUGGGAACAAGGAGCGGAUGAAGAAACUUAGAGGGGCUGCCUUUGAAGUGGUCUUGGCAGAUCCCAUUUUCCCGUGCUCUGAUCUAGUGGCAGAACAGCUCGGCAUCCCUUUCAUAUACACUUUCCGCUUCUCUACCAGCAACACAGUAGAGCGGAGCUGUGGGGGGAUCCCAGCCCCAGCUUCAUAUGUUCCUGCUAGUGUGAGUGGUCUGACAGACCACAUGUCCUUUAUGGAGAGGAUGAAGAGACUCUUUUACACACUCUGUGAUGUUCUGUUUCACCAGGUUUUCUGGAGAGAAUGGAAUCAGUUUUACAAUGAUGUUUUAGGUAAGGCAGCUCUUAUUGGCCUUAGUUAUGUCUAUGGAGUAACACAAAAAGUAAGACCAAGUUUGGAGAAAGGAAGUGCUAUCCAAUGGUCAGGGGGAUUAGCCUGGGUCUCGGGGCACCUGGUUUCAACUUUCUGCUCUGCUACAGAUUUCCUAUGUGAUCCCAGAGAAGGCCAUUAGAAGUUGUGCACAAAAAAGUGUAUUGCCUUAGCUAUCCCUCUGUGGCAAAGGGGACCACAGCUAUAUACCAAUGUAAAGCUAAACUAAUAUAGCUCAGGGGUGUCAAACUCAACUGUCCUCCUAGGCUUGAUCCAGGCCCAGUGACAGCAGCAAAACAAGCAGCAGCAGCGGGGGUGGUGGGGCAAGUGGCAGCAGUACAGGUAUUAGUGCGUUUAUCCUUUGCACUCCUGCCAUCAGCACGAGCCCUUUGGGACUCCAUUGCUGGAAACUGAGCAGCGGAGCCACCUUUACCCCAUAUUCCUAGUCCCUUUACUGGUCCUAACUAUAAAUUUGUUAUAAUUUUUCAUAUCUGGA